AUGUCCGGUCAAAAUAUGAGUGUGCCUUCUCAGCGUUCAGUCGUCGGGUUAUUCUCUUGGCUCAACUAUUGUAACCAUUUUUAUUCUUUACUUUUUGUGUUCGUACGCGUGAAAUCAUGGCUGAUAACAAGGCUCUCCUCUCUGACAUCCACAAUGCUGACCUUAACUCUUUCCAACAUGUGGUCCCAAAGACGAAAGACAACCUACCCACAGGCCAAGAAAUUGCACAAGAGAAAACCGAGCAGGAACUGCGUAAUUCCAUUGGUGACUUUAACAAAUAAACAAACUAUUGCAAAGGAGAAAACUGAGAAAGAGCUUAUAAAUUCAAUAACUGACUUCAAGAAAGAUGAUCUUAAACAUGCUGAUACACAAGAAAAAACGUUCCUGCCAACCAAAGAUGCCAUUGUGAAAGAAAAGACUGAACAGGAACUUAUCAAUUCCAUCGGUGACUUUAAAAAAGACGGCCUGAAACAUACAGAAACUGUAGAAAAAAAUCCAUUGCCGACCAAAGAUGAUAUUGAGAAGGAAAAGUCUGGAGCUUAA
This is a messenger RNA of Acanthosepion pharaonis, 543 nucleotides long. The record is from the annotation of a GenBank genome assembly. Lineage: Eukaryota; Metazoa; Mollusca; Cephalopoda; Sepiida; Sepiidae.